AUGAACCCCUUGAACAAGAUCAUCUUCCUUUCAGCGUUCUUGGCCUUUGGCUUCCUCCUAAUCCUUCUUUCAUGUGCGCUAUACAACAACUGGAAACCCCUAUGGGUCAUAGCGGUCUUCUUGGUGGCUCCUUUGCCCAACAUAAUUCUGUCUUCGAUUGAAAACAACCGAGACGAUUUCCUUACGUUCAGCAAUGACAGAGGUAACACACCAACCCCAUUACAAGAGCUGGCCAAAAUCAUUACAGGAUUCUUGCUCGUGAGCGGCAUAGCCUUGCCUUUAACCAUGUACCAUACACAGCUCAUUGGCGUGGGCUCUUUAUUCAUGAGUGUAAUUGGUGGUUUGAUUGUCUACAGCGACAUUAUAGUGUUUAUAUGGUUCUUUUCCGAGCACGAGGACGAGAAUGACGACUUCAACUUCUAG
Candidozyma duobushaemuli is the source of this 423-nucleotide messenger RNA. RefSeq lists its product as uncharacterized. Bases 1 to 423 code for a protein of 140 amino acids. Lineage: Eukaryota; Fungi; Ascomycota; Pichiomycetes; Serinales; Metschnikowiaceae. The transcript has a single exon. Gene Ontology annotation, cellular component: Vps55/Vps68 complex; endosome. Gene Ontology annotation, biological process: late endosome to vacuole transport via multivesicular body sorting pathway. The record is from RefSeq and is a predicted model, not a curated record.